Molecule: messenger RNA, 2454 nt
Organism: Phytophthora sojae
Lineage: Eukaryota; Oomycota; Peronosporomycetes; Peronosporales; Peronosporaceae
Exons: 15
Coding region: 1-2454 (817 amino acids)
Source: RefSeq, a predicted model, not a curated record
AUGGAGCAAGUGCUGUUGCCUAAGGUUGAAUAUGAGCAGCUAAUCACGUCAGGUCAACUUCGAGGUCUAGAAUUCGACCACAUAACCAAGAUGGAGUUGUCCCUAGCUCUUGGGGAAUGCUUUGAGUUAGAAGUGGAGGUAAAGGGUGAGGCUGGACACGCAGCAUUUAAGGAAUCGGAGAAGCUGAUUAAGGAAUAUACCCAAGACAAGCGUCAUGAUGACAAACAACACAUCCAUUUGCUUCAAACAGAAAAGGACAAACUGUUGCAUGGGUGGUCAGAUGUGAAGACGUUGCGUGACGAUCGACACCUGAAGCGUGAAGAGGAAGAAAAAGCGAAAAUUAUCGAUAAAAUAGGUCGAGCGGAUCGUGCGUAUGAGUCCCGAGCUGCUCGAAGAGUGGUGCAGCUGGAAGAUAUGAUUCCGGAGUUUACGGCUCGUGGUGAAAACGCUCGAAUAGAAAUGAGUGGAGUCACGACUAGAGGUCCACCACUCCACUCGCCCCGAGGAGUAGUGGCCGUUGCGAACGUGUCGGCGGGGGGUUCACACGUCGCGCUGCUAAUGCUAGAUGGGUCGCUCUACACUUGUGGAAUCGGUGCGAGUGGACGUCUAGGUCUUCAACCAAAUGCACGAGGAGCUACUUGUUUCGACACAAACCAUCCGCAACGAGUCGAAGCCUUUAAUGUACAUUUCCGGUCGAACUUAGAAGAUUUGAGUCUCCGCCAGGUUUCGUGUUCGUAUUCGCAUAGUGCAGCGAUCGACUCGGAUGGCGCAUUAUACACUUGGGGGUCAGCAUGCAACGGGAAAUUGGGUGUAGGUAUUGUCGAAGAUGAGUACAAGCAGUAUUCGUUGACGCCGCUGCUAGUCAAAUUCCCCGGGAAACGGAAGAUCCGGUCUGUAUCGUGUGGGGCUUCACACAGUGGAGCGGUCUCAACAGCGGGGGAGUUAUUCAUGUGGGGUUCAGCAAAUGGAGGUCGCCUUGGACUUGGACCCCAUGUCAUCGAUACCAUUGUUGUCCCAACGUUGGUGAGAGACCUCGUUAACAGAAAGGUGCGAGUAUGGCAAGUUUCGUGUGGAACGGCCCACUCGGCUAUUUGCACAGAGGUCACGUCGGAGUUCAACGGGGGCAGUAAGAUGCUGCUUGGAGGUCAAGUAUAUGUGUGCGGAGGCGCAACCGCACUCAGUCGAUACAUCCUGUCGUGGGAACGCAUACCCGAACUGGAUGGAGUUGGAAUUCGCCAAGUGGCUUGCGGGGGCAGCCACAUGGCUGCUGUUUCCUCGUACGGCGAGCUAUAUACCUGGGGUCGCAAUAACCAUGGUUGCACAGGCCACGAUGCAAGCGUAAGUAUCACACGAGCUUUCGUGGACAAACCUGAGCUGCUCAAGUGUCUGCAUGUAGAGCCCUACAACCUCGCGUUUGGUAGACCAUGUCGUCAGAUGACCAUCUACAAUGAACAAGGGCCGCACCUAGCUGUGAAUGGAGACAUUGGAGGCACUCUAGCGACUUGUAUUCACACUCACCUGGAAGAUAAACCAUGGUGGGAAGUAGACCUCGGGCAACCAGCGGUUAUCGAGAAAAUUCGGCUGUGGAAUCGAACGGAUGAACCGCUGAAUCCGUCAAAAAGCCGAGCCGAGUACAGCAGUCGAUUAUUCCCGUGCUGGAUCUUCGUCAGCGAGUUCCCGUUCAAAGACCUGGAGGGCAAGGAAGGUCUGCGAGCGGCAAAAGUGCAAUCGAGCGCGUUCGAGUUGUUCCGAACUAAUAAGCGCAUGACGGAGUGGGUUCUCCCUACAGCUAACACGGUUGGACAGUUCGUCCGGGUGCAGCUACAAAACAAAAAUUUCCUCCAUUUUGCAGAAGUUGAGGUGUUCGGCGUUUACUCGGCGUUCAACUACGUCGGACGUGUUGGCAUGGUGCAGUGCAGCGCCGAUGCUACACUGGUGGUGAUGCCUCCCACCUCGACUCAAAGUGUGCUGGACGACUACUAUCUCCGUGCCAUCCAGGCCGACGCCGACCAUGCCACCAUCCUCCGCCAAUACGACGCGUACGAGCGGUCCUUUCGCAAAUUUGGCCGCGGCACUGCCGAAAUCCUGGACGGCCCGUGCCGACUCUGUCGCGUCUUUCGUGACUGCGAGGUUUGCGAGUUCUACGCGUCUGCCAAGUACAACCGCCGGUCGUUUGGAGGCGCUGGUCUGAAGCCGCUCCCUGUCCGGCUCGUGGGCGACCGCAUGGGCCUCGCGGAACUUGUCCGAGUGGCGCUGGCGGAAGGCACCCUCGAAGCAGAGCAGCAGGAGCGUGCACGUCAGGAGCACGAGGCGGCCGAACGCUCCCGAAUCGCUCAAGAGGCCGCCGAGCUCGAGGCCGAGCGUCAACGCGCAGAGGAGCAGGAGCGCAACAAGCGGCCCAGUCGGCUGCUCAAGCCGUUCCAAGGUCUCCCCUUCCGGAGCAAGAAGAUGUAG